AUGAUAGAUGAAGAAGAACUCGAUGUGCCCGAUGAAGACGACGAAGGAUACGAGAAAUUUGAAAAGAAUCUCAAAAAACGAGAUGCACUAGCUUUGCGCUAUAUUCAACAAGGAGUUGGGAAAACCAUAUUCCUCCGUAUUUUUGGAGUAAAAAAGGCCCAAGAUGCUUGGGUGAUACUGAAACAAGAAUUUCAAGAUAAGUCAAAAAGGCAAUGGUAUCUUGAUAGCGGUGCUAGCAACCAUAUGAGAAGCAAUAAAGAUAUGUUUGUGGAGAUCAACUCGGACAUUACUUCAACCGUUGUUCUUGGAGAUGGUUCUUAUCAAGAUGCGAAAGGAAAAAGAAUCAUUGCAGUUCCAACUUUGGGAGGUAACAAAAAGCUUAUCACAAAUGUUCUAUAUGUCCCUAAUAUCUCAUAUAAUCUUCUUAGUAUUUGA
This is a messenger RNA of Impatiens glandulifera, 435 nucleotides long. RefSeq lists its product as uncharacterized. The record is from RefSeq and is a predicted model, not a curated record. The coding region runs from base 1 to 435 and encodes 144 amino acids. The transcript is spliced from 2 exons. Lineage: Eukaryota; Viridiplantae; Streptophyta; Magnoliopsida; Ericales; Balsaminaceae.